GGACGUGCGUUUCGUGAGAAUGGCGAUAGAUGUCGCCAAAAGGUGUUGGGUUCCAGUAUUGGCCUUGGUGCUAAACCUGUCGUGCCUACAAGCAGGCGAUCGCUGGUCCCGUCAGCUGACAGAGUAUGGCAACGUCCAAGGCAAUGACUGGAUUCCACUGUCGCGACCGGGAGAUCGACAAGCCGGAGCCAAGGUACUGAACUACUUCGACAACACCGGCUUCCUCGGCAACGACAACAGUGCCCAACCGCAGCAUCAUCAGUUCUCAUUCGUUAACCAACCGUUCGGGGCUCAUUCUAGCCGAGUGGUGUUCCCUCCACCACCUGCUGCGCAACCUCUUCAGCAGGAACUAGAACCUGCCUACAACCAAGCCUUUGGAAGUCAUCAAUCGUUUAUACAUCAUUCGCCUUUCGGUGGAGUACAAACCGUCCAGAGACAUCCACUGCCACCGUAUAGUCCCCAGAUACCGAAGGAGAAUCUAGUCCAAGACAAGCCAUCGCAUGUAGAGCAUCAAUUCCAGUUCCCACACCAUACUCAGACGCAACCGCAGACUACGCACCUUCGUCACCCGACGACUACUCUUCAGGGUCAACCUACCGGUGGAGUCUCCCAGGAGGAAGUUCAGCUGCUCUACGUCCCCGUGGAAACUCUCUACAAUCAGAAACAGGCUGCGGAGAGCAAUCGCUUCAGCUCGCUGCCUCAACCCGUCAGUGCUUCGCUCAUCAAUGACUUCUACACGGCAGCAACGACUACGCCAAAGCCACGAACUACCAAUACCCCGUUCACCACCAAAGCCGCACCGACGGCUGCGCUACCAAGCAAACCGAAGCCAAACCAACCCCCGCUAGCCAUGUUCAUGUACAACGACGACAAACAUGCUAAACUAACCGUCACCGAUGCCUUGUCCAAUCUGAAAAACACCUAUACCAUUUCCGUACUGGACAGUCUGAGCAAGAACCUACCCAAGGUAUUCAUCGGACCUUCUGGUCUCGCACCUCCGAAAGGAUACUCCAAAUUUGAGCUGCCAUAUCUCUCCAGCAUCGAUCAGAACCGUCUCUCUACCAAAUCUGGCGAUCUUCCCUUCUUUGUUGCUCCACAAAGCUACAAGACCCCCGGUGGAUUCUCCAAGAUUCCUCUACCUGCUCCACACGUCGGAUCCGUCAUUGUUCAGCAACCAUUGGCCAGUACUCAGACUAACUACUUCCGGCAACCGGAGAAUAUCGAGUACUACCAACCAUCUACACUCAAGUUCAACGAAGUGACCACGAAGACACCCAUCACCCUGCCAUCUAGCAAACCUCAGUACGAAUCGGAUCACUAUACUUCCCCAACCUCGAAACCCACCACCGACCGAAGCAACUACAGCCGAGGAAACACUCAAACUCCCCAGGAAUCCUACCGUCAACCACAAACAGAGCGAACUAUCUACUCCCAUUCACCCUUCAACAAUGUCAAUAACCUGCCAAACCGACACGUAGUCAACGAAGAGUACUUUAAUCUAGCCAAAACCAAGAAACCAACCACUCCAAGCCCAACGCAAAGCUACAGUCCCAAAACCUACAGACCAUUCGACUUCAAACCAAUCCCAGAGCAAAAAAUUCCUCUCUACCCAGUAGCCGACGAUUUCACAACCCCGAAACCCACCACCACCACCACCACCACCACUACCACCACCACUACCACCGAAAAACCUUACACCUCCCGUCAGGAGGAGAACCGCAUGAAGUCCUUCUUCAAGGAGGAGAACUUCCGCAACCGACGGCCAUACACUCAGUCGACCGCCCCACCACCAUACGAACAGCAGGAAGUAACGCAACCCAUUCAAAACAGCCACGAAGAAGAUCGCUACAUCCACAAGUUCAAACUGGUCGACUCUGUACGCCCACAAUCUACCCCCGCAACCAAAUCUGUCAUCGACAACGCUUUCCUGGAUUUCUUCCAGCAGGACAAUCAUGGUGACAUGGUGAAAACCGUCGUUGCCAACAACGCCCCGAAUGGAGCCCAGCAGGUCAUCCGCAACAACUACUUCUCCCAGAACACCAACGAUGAGCCACCGAAGCAGAAGUUCGUCAGCACAUACUACGCCCCAACGACUACGUCGACGACGUUAAGGACCACCACUUCCACCGCUCCGACUCCAGAGCAGGAUUCGUUCUUCCAGGACUUCGAAGAAAAGAGCAAACAAUACGAACCGGAGCGUUCGCGAUUCCCUCAGAGUCGACCGGCUUCGGAGCCAUCCUACAAUACGCGUCUGCAUAGCCAGGACUCGUUCCUGAACCGUUUCACCGAAUCCAGCUACACCAACAAGUACAAGUACGAAACGAAUACAAACGAUGCGCACUACCCGGUGGAGGUCAUCACCACUCAGGAACCCGUCAGAUAUGACACUACCACCGACGUGACGACCCCUCCUUCCGAGCAGUCGUACAGUAUUCCUUCGGAACUGCCUCCGAUCAGUGCCAACCUCCCUGGAUUGGUAAACUCCCUCAUGGAAGACGAAUGGGCACAGAAGAAGGGCGAACAGGAUUCUGCCGUCCCGGUUAGCUCCUCCACAACCAAGGGACACUUCCGCAAGCAAAUUCACCGAACCACUCAGGCAACCACAACUCCAGAACCAUACAUCUCGGAAGUGACCACUCGUAGAACUCGGGGACGACGUCCCACAACCGGCUCUACCAGCUACGACUCUGCGUCUCCAACUCAAGCCACCAUCAUCAACCGAAGCAGAUCACGCUAUGUCCCCGCCGAUGGUGAACGAUCCUCCGGCCGAACUAGAACCAGAAGUCGCACCCAAACUGGCAGCAACUCCCGUGUGUCCAAAGAACAGGAAAACCUAGAAUACCAACGUGACGUACUGAAACAGAACUACCCAGUGAUUCGACCAGGUGGCAGCUCACCUACAAUCACCACUACCACCCCACCACCAACAACGACCAGCACUACAACUGUCUAUACAACCACCAGUCCGGUGACGUACCAACAAAUCUACGAAGAACAAACCGAGCGUUUGAAUCCGUACUACACUUCGCCUGAACCUCAGAACUUCCCCGUGGAACUAACAACAUACGAAGAAGUUUCCAUUCCCAGGAAAGAAACCUACUACAGCGAGAACUACUACGACCAGGAAGUGACCAGCGAGUACCCGCAGACUACCCGUGUCAACCAGCCACAGCAAUACAGCCCCACCCCGAGUCCGGAAGACGUUGACGAUGAAUCCGUGCGCGUCCUACCUGUAGACCACCCGGUUGAACCGAAGCGUGAGAAUCCCGUCGAAAUUCAGCGGGAACAAACCACUGCCGCCGUCGUUCAACCACGUAGACAACCGGCCCGACAACCUGCGUAUCAACUACCGGAAGAACGACAACCACCGACUACCACGUACAACAGCCACGAAGACGAAAUGGAAAUCCGCAAGGUAGCAAUCACCCCCCGACCUAGAAGACCACUGUCCCGACAACCAGUAUACUCGCCCAGAACAACGGCCCAGACGGAGCGAGUGACCACGGAACGUACCACGACCGAACCGUCAUCACCAUCAUCAUCGUCCAGAGGGUCAUCUGUCCAGCGUCGUCCAGCGUUCGUAAGACGACCAGCUAGACCGCUGUACACGACGACCCCUGUACCGACGACGACUUACUCGAGCAGAGGCGUGUCCAUCGGCGACGACGAGCUGCCCACGCAAGGAUCUAACACCGUGCGUCCCAAGAGUCGCCAGGACGUCCUCCGCGGAAGAACCCGACGGCCAGUGACGACAACCGUACCUAACACUAGCACCGCAUCUCCAGAGCCUCCGGUGACUAGAGGAUUUGCGAGAAACAAGGACCUUCGAAGGGUGUCUCCGACAAUUCGAUCAAGACAAGAACAACGUGACCAACAACAAGCAGAGACGACGACGGCGCAGACGCCACGAUUCCGCAUCCGGGAGCGGACGCGCUUCAACCUGCAACCGCAGGAAUCACAAUGGUCAACCAAACUGACGCAGAACUCGUUCCAACCCGUCCAUGAAAUUGAAUCGCGCCAGAAAAACCACUACGAAGACGAACGGUCAUCGAACGAGCCGGAAACGGAAAUUGUCACCGCCAGUGCGUUGCAGCAGGAACAGCCGGACCAGAACAUUCAGCUGAUCAGCGUGUCGGCCAACAUGGGAGGACCAACGGUAUCGACGUCCGACGAUGGACAUGGGCACGGAAGCGACGGUGGAGUAGUCAUGAAGGAGGUGGCACUCAGCCAGGAGCCACCCCAGGCGGACGAACACGCGGACAAUAGUAACGUCCCCACCUUCGCCGAACUGCUCAACGACGUGAUGAAGGAGUACAUCGACGAUAGCUUCCAGCAGGGCGAAACGGAGAGCAAAACCGUCGAAAACGAAGUGCUGCUCGAAGAGUCGAAACCUGCCACCACCGAAUCCCAUCGUGGCGCCGUUGCUGCUGCUCUCAGGGCCGAACGACCGAAGUCCUACAACAGCCGAGGCAACUUCCGCAAACGGGGCCGCUCACACGUAGUUGAGUCGUUCGAAACGGCCGAAUCGCAGCACAUCAACAGCCACGUGUACAAUACCGCUGGGUUUGAAUCGCUGAAGAGCAUCGACAGAGCUGCCCUGAGGGGAAAGAACAUUCUCGACGAGGCAAAGGGUAGCAGUCCGGUUGAAGAGGAAGUCCCAGUGACGACCACGACAACUACUACGACGACGACGGAAGCGCCGGUCACUGACCUUCCGGAAACGACUACCGUUGGUGGACAAGAGACUACCCCGACUUUUGAAACCACGUCAAUUUUGCCCACGGAGAGGGAAGCUACCACGGCCAUUCCCACGCUGGAGGCUCAAUCCGAACAAGAUGAAGAGCAGCAGUUUUCGACGGAGCAAUUCUACGAUGAUGAGCCCGAGCAGGUUCAAGGAGAACACGAAGAUCACCAGCAAGGAAUUUUUGCUGAUGUGAAGAAACAGCUUUCCGAUCUGUUUGCGAUGGCCGAAAACGAUCCGGAGACGGAGGAAAUUGAAGACGAAGAUGAGCAUUUUCGACAACUGGAAGUGGGCGGGUACCAUGAGGUAGAUUUGGUCAGCACGGAGGGUCCCAGCACAACCACGGCCGCCGACAUGGCAGCAAGCGAGAACCGACAAGAACCGGCGACGGAAGCGGCUCCCAAAGCCGCCGUUGACGAUGCCAUGGGCCCAAUGGCCAUCCCGACGUCCACCUCCAAUGGAAUUACGCACGAAACCGAAAUCUGCUAUCGGGGGCGAUGCAUCAAGACGGAUGAGAAGAAGCCCAGACGGAAUAAGUUCAAACCAAACUAGUAGUUGGUAGCAGAACGCCUUAGUCUCUACGUUACGAAUAGGUCCUUCCGAGACUCUAACUCACUCAUCCACCAAUCCCUCCCGAUCCUCUCUCUCUCUAGUAGUUAGUGUUCUUUUUUGUAAAGAGAAACGUUACGACUUAUUUAUUUGUAAUAUAAUAAGGGUAGAAAUAAAACGAGAUAAUAAACAGUGAAAAAUUACGU
Molecule: messenger RNA, 5496 nt
Organism: Ochlerotatus camptorhynchus
Lineage: Eukaryota; Metazoa; Arthropoda; Insecta; Diptera; Culicidae
Product: mucin-2
Exons: 4
Coding region: 20-5293 (1757 amino acids)
Source: RefSeq, a predicted model, not a curated record